Colletotrichum truncatum is the source of this 2505-nucleotide messenger RNA. RefSeq lists its product as uncharacterized. The record is from RefSeq and is a predicted model, not a curated record. Gene Ontology annotation, molecular function: DNA-binding transcription factor activity. NCBI's taxonomy places the organism in Eukaryota, Fungi, Ascomycota, Sordariomycetes, Glomerellales, Glomerellaceae.
AUGGAGCAGCCAUCUCAGCCGUCCAAAAGGCGGCGCCUUAUGCCGAAGCAAUCGCAAUCCGACCAAACAACUUUCCCGCACGAAUCGCCUCAGCCUCAGCAACACCAGGUCCAGGAGGCCCCACCAGCAGAGCGCCAUGAUUUCGAGUCGUUUGCGAGGCAUCUCCAGGAUGCCGCCAUGUUAAUACAGCGUCAGACCGAACGCCCGCCCUAUGACAGCGUCUCCGUUCUAAUGUUACGAUGGGAGGAGGAUACCUCGACCGAAGCUGAUCUGACAGCUCUGGAGAACAUCUUGAGAGACCGCUACAACUAUCGAACCGACCGAUGGAAUAUUCCUACUGUACCGAAUCCCAGCAUCAAGCUUGGUGUGCAAAUGGCCUCUUUUCUUGAACAAGCCCGCAACAACCAUCUGUUGAUUAUAUACUAUGCUGGUUACGGCUAUGUUGGGGCAGACAAUCAGCUCUACUGGGCCUGCAACAACCGAGAAGACGCAGCAAAGCUCAAGUGGGACGGUGUCCGCUGCCUGUUCGAAGAUGCACAAUCUGACAUUCUUCUCUUGCUCGACACAUGCACCGCCCGCGAUAUUCCCGUGUCCGGCAGUCAUGGAGUGAAGCAGGCCAUUGCAGCUUGCGGCUCCGAACUGACUGCACGAGAGAGCACAGGCAAAUCUUUCACAUAUCACUUAAUUGAGGCGUUGCAUAAAUUGAGCACUCUUGGGAGACCCUUCAGUGUUCCGCGAUUACACGAGGAAAUUGUAUUGCUGAGACAGCAGGAAAAUACUCAGUCCGCAAAACUUACCAAUGGUGCCAGCAAGACUCCACCUCCAGCAUCUCAGCUUCCUAUAUUUUUUACUCUCACACCUGGCAAGGGGCAAAGUUUGAGCUUGGCCCCCUUGCCUGCUCGGACGGCCCAGCAAUCGCCGCGUAACGGAGCUGACGGGGAAGCCCAGUCAAGGACAGCGAGAGAGGACCAGCUUAUUGACCCUGAAUCUGUUACUGAUUUGCGAUUCGAUGAGGCGAGAGUGCUGGUAUGCACGACUUUCGUGGGGGAUGCCAGUCCAGAUAUGUCCUUCUUCAACGGCUGGCUGCACAAUACGCCUCCCCUGGCUGCCAAGAUCGAAGUUGAGGGCAUGUUUCUUGGCCCGCCCACCAUGCUUCUGAUAUCGAUGCCACACUCAAUUUGGAAUGUUGUACAACAUGAUAAGGUUUGCUGUUUCCUGGGCUACAUCACAUCACACAAUAUGAUUCAUUUGUAUCAAAAGUUGAAGGGGUCUUCCGGCAUCAAGGCUACAGCAAAAGAGGUGGAAGACGGCCGCAUCUUGUUGGAGGCAAGGGAAUUGGCAGCAAGCACACCGGCUAUCCACCGACAUUCACUUGACAGCAAAGACGCUGCCUAUCAUGAGGCAGUCAGUCGCUCAGACACCACCCCCUCCGGCAUAUCAUAUGCCACUGCAGCAGUCGCAGCUGCAAUUGAUAGCAAAGAUGAUGUCGAAGAUUCGGCUGAGAUGCAAGAGGCUGCCGAACAGCUUAAGGCCUUGAGCCAUGUACGCCACCUUAGCGAUGAGGCCCCGCCUGCUGUAGAACGACAACGUACAACUCUGCCAGACGGAGUGAUACCUGCGAAUCAUGAGGACACAGGCUCUUCUCAUGACGCCAACGAAUCUGGAGCCGAUGACACCAUGCAUUCCAUUGAUAUGAGCACCCCUAAUGCAAAGCCUAAACAGCGGAGAACAAUACAGAAAGCAACGCCGAAACAAGAAACCAGGUGUACCCUGUGUAGCCAUGCUCCCUUCAAAGACUCCUCAUCGCUGCGCAAGCAUAUUGCGGCUGCACAUACCAGGCCGUUCCCUUGUGCCUUCUCUUUUGCGGGCUGCACCAGUACAUUUGGCUCGAAAAACGAGUGGAAACGGCAUAUUGCCUCUCAGCAUCUUUGUUUACAGUAUUACCGCUGCUCAUCUUGUCCGCAGAGCACGAUCGAGGGCAAGGGAAACGAGUUCAACCGAAAAGACCUCUUCACUCAGCAUCUCCGUCGUAUGCACGCACCAUUUGCGAUCAAGAAAGCAAUUGCCAAAGGUGACAGCAAAUUACAGGUCGAGUGGGAGGGUCACGUCAAGGAAAUGCAGACAACUUGCCUGGUCACACGUCGGUCACCGCCUCAAAAGUCCGCAUGCCCGAAACCCGACUGCCAGAGUGUUUUCGAGGGACCCGGUUCAUGGGACGAGUGGACAGAACAUGUUGGCAGGCACAUGGAAAAGGGCGAAGGCCAGCGGCUUGGCGUGGAUCGUUUGCUAGCAAAGUGGGCUCUUGACGAAGGCAUCAUUGAGCGGAAAGAAGAUGGCGAGUACCGUCUUUGCGCUGGCAACGGCACCGGCGUGGGCGGUCCGGUCAGUGGAGGAGACCCGAAAGAUUCUACGUCAAUGGCGUUCUCAGAUUCAAAACAGGAAACCGAAGAGAUAGCGGCCGAAAUAAGGGACACCACAGAGGACAAGAUGGAAGUGGACAGUUAG